Molecule: messenger RNA, 1495 nt
Organism: Daphnia carinata
Lineage: Eukaryota; Metazoa; Arthropoda; Branchiopoda; Diplostraca; Daphniidae
Product: peptidyl-alpha-hydroxyglycine alpha-amidating lyase 2-like
Exons: 7
Coding region: 39-1364 (441 amino acids)
Biological process (GO): peptide metabolic process
Cellular component (GO): membrane; extracellular region
Molecular function (GO): protein binding; catalytic activity
Source: RefSeq, a predicted model, not a curated record
GUUGCUUCAGAGCUGGACGGGAAAAUGUAUUGAUCGUGAUGGAAAACGCAGGUCCUGCGCCGAUGAUCCCAAGACUGACGUACGGCGUAGUAGGGCAAACACCUGAUUGGUCUUUCGACGUCCUCCAAGAGUUACAGCCAUCACCUCAGGUGUUUUGUAUACCCUUUCGUCGAAGGGAAAUAACGGGAAUUUUGCAUUUGUUUUCUAGUCCAGUCAUCAUGGGGAAGUACGCCAAUGUAGUCGCAGUGGGUCUGAUUGGUAUGUUGUGUUUGCUCGACGGAUACUCGGCCAGAAACUUGAAAACUGAGCAAGCUGAAAUCGAACAAAGACAACUGUUGAACAUACUGCCAUCUUGGUUGGAACGAAUUCGAAACAAUUUGCCAUCCAGUUUGACUGGCAGGGUAAAACCUUUGAGUGCUUCGGUCGAUGUGCCUGCAGCCACGAAACCAGCUGAGGUUUUGAAUUGGCCCUCGAUUGAAUUAGAUGUCGGCCAAAUUACCGGCGUGGCCGUUGACGACAAGUCAAACCCUGUCAUUCUUCAUCGAGGCAACAUCAAAUGGGAUGGAGGCUCAUUCGAUCGCAGCGGAUUAUACAAUCGAAUUGCCGAUGGACCCAUCAAGAAUGACACGAUCGUCACCCUGGAUGCUGCAACAGGAUCGCUGAUAGAUCAUUGGGGUUCUAACCUAUUUUACAUGCCUCACGGAUUGGAAGUGGAUGCCAAUGGCAAUACUUGGGUCACUGACGUCGCAUUGCAUCAAGUCUUUAAGUUUCCGAAGGGGAGCCAAGUGCCAAGUUUGACACUGGGUGAAGCUUUCGUUUCGGGAUCGGAUGAUAAACAUUUUUGCAAACCGACAGAUGUGGUUGUGUCAUCGUCAGGCAUCUUCUUCGUAUCCGACGGUUAUUGCAAUAAACGAAUCCUCAAAUUCGAUGCUGAUGGCCGCCUGUUGGACGCGUUCACGGGGCCGUUCAACAUCGUGCACAGCCUGACGUUAAUGGAGGAGAAGGACGCGCUUUGCAUAGCUGAUCGAGAGAAUUCCCGUAUCGUCUGCAUUCACGCCGGAUUGAAAGAAGGACAAGCCAAAUUCGGGUCACCCUACGGCCCGGCUGGCUACACAGGCAAAGACGUUGGCCGAGUCUUUGCCGUUGCUGCCAAAGGCCAGCAACUUUACGCCGUUUUCCAAUCCAUUUUCCUGGGCAUGUCUGAUGGCAAGACAUUGGAUUUGGACACACUGAGCACCGUAUCCCGCUGGACGCCCGCCAGUGGUUUUGGCAGCCCGCACGAUGUCGCCGUGUCUCGGGACGGUGAAGCCAUGUACAUCGUUCAAAUCGGACCGAACCGCAUCCACAAAUUCGCACUCGAAUGAGAAACACGAGACUCGACAUUUAAAAUGAUUAUCCUCAGAUUAUUAUUUAGAUUCAAACUUCUCUGACGUAUCCAAUGAGAAGGUGCACAUUAAUUGCACGAUAAAAAAAGUAAACGACCUGGCGUUGAUCA